Molecule: messenger RNA, 6650 nt
Organism: Girardinichthys multiradiatus
Lineage: Eukaryota; Metazoa; Chordata; Actinopteri; Cyprinodontiformes; Goodeidae
Gene: gramd4a
Product: GRAM domain containing 4a
Exons: 19
Coding region: 383-2215 (610 amino acids)
Biological process (GO): apoptotic process; negative regulation of toll-like receptor 9 signaling pathway
Source: RefSeq, a predicted model, not a curated record
CUUUAAGAAACGGCACUGACAAUAUUUGCUUUGCCCAGCUCGCCGCUUGUUGCUGUGUUUUCAACCAGAAAGAGGCAGAAAGGGCAUGUUUGUCUCUGUAAGUAGUAGCUCAUAAGGUGCUCUCCGGGGACGAGAGGGACGCAGCUUGAAUUAAAAAAUUGUAUUUCUUCAGUUUUAAUGGUCAGUCUGUCCGUCUAACCGCAACAAUCUCAGGACGAUACAUUCGUUUGGACGGUGCUGAGCGGAAAGAGCGGCGGACAUUGCAGGGAUGGAUGGACCUAUAAAGCAGUCGUCGUCGUGAGGCAGGCGCUAAUUUGGACGUCCUGAGCAGCAGCAGGUGUACGGAAGGAUAAAAGCUGCACCGGAGGGAAUCUCAGUGUUCAUGAAACUUUGCUACGAUUUACGUGCUGGGGUUGCCGUCCGCCAUGUUAAGGUAAAGCCCAGGUGUGCGGUGUUGACCAUGCUAAAGCGCCUGGACAAGAUCCGCUUCCGAGGCCCCAGAACGAGAGACGACUUCCCGGAUCUGGGCGAGUCGCCGCCUGCCUCCGACAAUGAAUGUAACGACGAGGUGCAGCUGAAGCCCCGAGCGGCUCUGCGGGAUACGGAGGAUGUCCUGCGAGACCCUGCUGGAUCGGGGUCUCCCACGAUGGCAGCUUCUGUUCAGGACUUCCAGAGGUCAGAGUCAGAACGUCUCAGUGAAGUCAAAGGUCACUUGGAAAUUGCCUUAUUGGAGAAACAUUUCCUACAGGAGGAGCUCAGGAAGUUACGAGAAGAGACGAAUGUGGACUCCCUGCGGCAGGAGCUGGAAAGAGAGCGGAGUAAAAGGCUGGAUCUGGAGCAGAAGAUGAAUGAGGUCCUCAGAACGAGGUUGGAGGACUCUCCACCACAGCCUCCCCGAAAACAGCAGUCACCCUCCAACAAUGGGACAGAGAAACGGCAGAAAGAAGUGUGGAGUUCGCGGCUGCAGAAGUGGCUCUACGAGCGAUUUGGGGAUUACAUAGAAGACUUCCGCUUCCAGCCAGAGGAGAACACUGUGGAGACAGAGGAGCCCCUAAGUGCUAAAAGGUUGACAGAAAACAUGAGGCGACUCAAACGAGGAGCCAGACCUGUCACUAACUUUUUAAGGAACCUCUCCGCCUUAUCUAAUUGGCAUUCUGUCUACACCUCAGCUAUUGCCUUCAUUAUUUACAUGAAUGCUGCUUGGCAUGGCUGGGCCAUUCCCAUGUUCCUGUUCCUGGCCAUCCUGCGCUUGUCUUUGAAUUACCUCAUUGCCAGAGGGUGGAGGAUUCAGUGGAGCAUUGUGCCUGAAGUUUCAGAACCCAUGGAGCCCCCAAAGGAAGACUUGACUGUAUCUGAAAAGUUUCAGCUUGUACUCGAUGUUGCACAAAAAGCUCAGAACAUUUUUGGUAAGAUGGCAGAUGUUCUGGAGAAGAUUAAGAACCUGUUUAUGUGGGUACAGCCUGAUAUCACGCGGAAGCUUUACAUCUGCCUGUGGGUUGCUUUCAUCAUCUCCUGCGUCCUCCCGUACAAGCUGAUGGGUUUCAUGAUGGGAGUGUACGCCGGGAUCAAGUUCUUCGUCAUAGACUUCCUGUUUAAGAGCUGUCCGAAGCUCCGGGACAAGUACGACACACCGUACAUCGUGUGGAACAGCCUUCCCACCGACCCCCAGCUCAAAGAGAGGACCAACGCCACCGUGUCACGGCGGGUUCAGCCGGUGGUGUCUCGGAGCAGCCUAGCUGCAGUCCCAAGCGGGAUGAGCAGAGAGGACGACACGGGUCGCUCUCACAGCACCAAAAAGGGACCCUUUCAUGAGAUCUUCAACCUGUCAGAAUCAGAGCGCCCUCUGGCGGUGUGUGAGAACGGCUGGAGGUGUUGUCUGAUAAACAGAGAUAGGAAGAUGCCCACAGACUACAUCAGGAAUGGAGUGCUUUACGUCACAGAGAAUUAUCUUUGCUUUGAGAGCUCCAGCUCCAAAUCCAGCUCCUCCAAGAAGAAUAAAGUGAUUAAGCUAGUGGACAUCACGGACAUACAGAAGUACAAAGUGCUGUCAGUCCUGCCAGGAAGCGGUAUGGGCAUCUCUAUAGCUACUCCGUCCACUCAGAAGCCGCUGGUGUUUGGUGCCAUGAUCCACAGAGACGAGGCGUUCGAGACCAUCUACACCCAAUACAUAAAGAUUAUGACCACCUCCAAACCACUGGCCAGCGCAGAACUUUAGGCUACCUGUUCCUCAUUUCCACUCCUUCUUUGAGGGGGCUGAAAACAGAAGCAGGGGGGCUUCUGACCUGGAAGAUUCGCUUAAACUCCUCCUGCUCUCUGGAUGUCUGGAUGAGUCAGCUUCUUUUUGAAGGCUCUUGGUCCUGCUUCAGCGGGCGGACACUGUUCAUCCUGAAGGGGAUCAGUGUAGUUUUUAUCAAUCCAGCAGAGGGCUGUUGAGGAGCUGGAUCUCCUCCUCCACCUCACAGACCACCUGACUUUUUCUGGCUUUCUUGUUUCCAGUGUUGCAUGUGUGAGUGUGUGUGCUGUUGUGCUCUGUUUUUUUUCUUUACUCCUCAGUCAGCGGGGAUGUCUGCUGUGAUGGGAAGCUUUCUCUAGCAGAUAACAGAACCAACUUCAAACUGCCAGACGCACACAGGAGCCGACUCAGACGUUGUUGUAUAUCAAAGUAUUCAUGUCGAACCGGUGCCUCUUGGCUAAACCCAACAAAACCAUAGGUGUGAACAUGUCUGAGUGUUCAGCGACUGUUCCUCCUCAGUGUUUCUUAGCUGUGAAAAUGUCUGCGUAUGACUGACUUGGAGCCUUUCUGUUGGUUUACAUUGCUGUUCUUCGUUUUAAACACAUUUCAGCAGCGACAGAGCCGUCACUGUCCAGCUCACAAACUGAAUAACGUUCGGCCUCUGCUUCUGUGUUUGUAAGUGCAGACGUGAAAUGUGACGUGGAUUUUUUUUUAAUUUUUUUUUGCCUUGUUAUUCUUUGGAAGUCGUUUGUUUGUCUUGUUAACAAACCGCCUUUUCGGAUGCGUACCUGAUAGUCAGGCGAGCUGCCGAUCGUAUCCAGGACGGGAGCACAAUGCUGACUGCCAUUUAGAUGAAAACACAGCCUCCCAUGUUUAAACCUCUUCGUGUUAGAGCACAAGCUGUACGUAUAUGAAGAAAUCUAUUUUUAAUUUUUUUACAUAGCUGGUAUUUUUCCUGCACUUUACCACAAUUCCUGGCUCGACUUGUUGGGAUGUGUGUUUGACUCUUAAAUCCUCACGCAUUCAGCUGGUCAGCAUAAGCCGACUCUUUAAAUUCCAUGGAAAAAACGUGCAAUUAAAAUACUAAAAAGUAUUCUCAUAUUAUGAAUUAUUUGGAAAUCCAGGCCAGCUUAUCCAGAGAAACGUAGGAAACGCCUCUGAUUUAUCUCACCGGAGCUGUUUUUGGCUUGUUGGAGCAGUGAAACUUGACUAGGAAUAGGUUAAAACAAUGAUUGUAGGACAUACAGUGCCUCACAAAAAACAUUCUAGUCUGUCAAUCCUCGGUUGGAUCUAGGUCUGGACUUUGACUAGGCCUUUCUAACUUAAGAACGUGUUGAUCUAUAUCUUUUAUAAAAGCCAGAUUUGUGGAGUGGAUAACUAAUAGUUGACCUGUACACGGAUUGUCCCACCUGAUCUCUGCAGCUCCUCCAGAGGUACCAUAGGCCUCUCUUGAUUAAUGCUCUUCUUGCAUGGCGAUCAGUUUAGGUUGAAUACUUUUGUAAGGCACUGUACCUGCUUCCUCCCCCCUCUGUCUGUAACAACACAGGUACUACCCGUGUUCCAGCUCACGUGUUCUCGAGCAAGAGUCCAACGCUUUGACUAAAACCAAUUCUCCCGUGUCACUUUAUUUUGAGGUUCACAAGAAUAAAGCCGGUCUUUGCUCUUGUGGAAUGGCUUAAUAUCUCUAAGAAAUGUAAUGCCAAACCACAUAAAACACUCUAUGGUGUUUUAGUGAGAAGAAUGCAGUGGAGGACUGGAGGAUUAUCCUUGGGUUUUAGAUCUAGUGUAGCUCGGUUACUUUCCAGCAGCACAACAUUGAGCAUUCAUGUAUGUCCUAAGCACUGUUAAAGGGGGGGGGGGGAAGCCUUGACAUUUACAGUUUCCUCACCUUAUUUCUUCUUUUUACUUUCUGAUUUUGGUUCUGGUGUCUGAGAUCCUCCAGGGAAGCAGAGGAUUUAGUUAAACUGUGCUUCAGAACUGUCCUCACACUGGAAAUGUCAAGGUUUCUCUCAUAUCCCAACUCCUUUUCUCUUCCUUAAUCUGGAUCAACAAAACUGGAUAUGAAGCUGCUUAAAAGGCAGCAGACCAGUUGAGUCCAUUUUAGUGUGAAAAGAUUGUUUUGUUGUUGUUUUUUGAAGCUUUUUAUUUACCUUUUGGAACCUGUUCACUCUGAUAGUUGCUGGAUCAUAACAAGGCUGUGCUCAUAUAUAGCAAAGAAUGUACUAUAUAAUAAAGCCUCCACUUUCCUGGAACAUACAGGUUAAUUUCCCAGAACUUAGGCCCUUUUCCUCCAUUUCUGAAAAAUGAUCUACAUUCUGUAGGUUUUUUUUAAAUUUGUUUUAUGAAAAACACUAUUACUUGUGAUGCACCAGCAGGUGGAGAUCCUGAGCAUGGUUAAAGUUCUCCCUAAACAACUGUAGCUCACGUUUUCUCUGACCCAGUUGAACUUUUUCAUCUCCAUAGUCCACUUCUUGGAUUGAAAGUAAAACGGAAUGGGGAUAACAAUGGCUUCACUGAUGUUGGGGAUAUGCACGAAGUGAUCCUAUUUGCUACGAUUAAAAAAAAAAAAAAAUCUGUUUGGAUAUCCAGUUCACCCUUAUACCACCAAGUUUAAAAAAAAAACCUUGACUUUGGAUUUCUGUUUUUAAAUGACCCUUUUUUCACCAAAACUAGUGUGUGUAGGGGAGGUGCAGAAUAUCUGGGUUAGUGUGAACAGGGCCACAGAACCUUUCAUGAACUUACCAGGUACUUUCCAGAGUCUCGGUUUUGGAAAGUAAUCUCUACCAGGUACUGUUCUGAUACUUCUCAGGCAUUUUCUGGACCUUACCAGGAACUUUCUCUACACCUAGAAGCUAAUUUCUAAACUUGGUGGAUAUUUUGAGGGAAUAUUCCUUUUUGUUUUUUGGAAUGGGAUAUUCCUGGAAUCUUGUCUGAACGUGGAGAUUACUCACUGGCCACCUGUCCAGGGUGUACUCUGGCCCGUAGACCGCUGGAGAUAAGCACCAGCUCCCCCGCAACCCUGUAUGGAACAAGCGGGUAUAGCAAAUGGAUGGAUGGAGAUUACUUCUGAAAAGUAACCAGUAAAUUCCUGAAAGUAGUUGGUACGGUAAGGCCAGAACCUGUUAAGCUCCACGAAAUUCCCAAGAACGUACCUACUUCCAGUCUUAGAAAGUGCUUAAAAAUCUAGUAGGAUUUCAUAAGUUCCAGAUAAGUUAAUCAAGUUCAAUUCUUUUCUUUUUUUUAAUAUAGCACCAAUUCACCAUAAAUGUUAUCUUUAGGCACUUUACCAGACCAAUAGAUCCAGGAAACCAAGCCCAUUGCAUUGAGUUACUGACUUUGCAGCAGUCCCUCCUCCUGAAUGAGCAUGUAGAGACGGAAAAAUUGAUUGCAUCGAGUUGUUUGCUUUCCAGCAGUCCCUCAUCGUAGACAUGUGUGGUGAUGGUACCCAAUAGGUUGCAAGAAAAUAUCUGGAGAGUUCUGGGAAAGUAAUCUCCAAAGUUCUGGGAAAGCACAGACUAUUCAUGUAGUAUUAUAUUUUUUACAAGUGUAAUGUUGUUUUUUUUUUUGCCAAAACUUUCAUUUCUCUCUGCCAUGCUCUGCCUAUGCUCAUGUUUACAUCAGAAAUUGUUUGAUGGUUUUACUUUUGUAAACCCAGUUUGAGUUCCUUCUACUUUGGAGUCAUGAAGACUGGACUGCUAUUCUAAAAUGUUAAAUUGUUUUUCUUGUUUGUUUCCACUCCCAUGGGCUCAUCACCACUUUCAUGACCCUCUGCACACAAAUAAGAUAUCGACAACAAAAGCAGUAUUUUCAGUUUCAGACUGCAUGUCAAAGUUAAUGUUCAGGUGUAGUUAAAGCUGCCAGAAACAUCAAAAUCACAUGUUUAACAACGAACGGUGGGGCAACAUCGCUGAUUUGUACUAUGAGAAGUUUCAUUUUUCCAAAAUGGAGAUGUUUUCUCUACCCUUUCACCUGAUGUCCUCACUUUCAUCUAGUAUGGCCUUAACUAUGUGUUAGUAUUAAUGAAGUGUUUCCCAAAAACGCAUUUCAUCAUCCAAGAGAUGCUUACUCUAUGGAACAUCUCCAGGGCUCCUGCAGCUUUUUGACAAAUCAAAGUUGUUCUCUCGAGGCUGUAAAACGGCUCAGAUUUCUCGAAUACUUGAUUACUACACAAUCACAACAUACAGUCAGUCAGUUGUGGAAGACGCUGCAGCUUUUACAGAGUAAUUUGUCAGUGAUUGCAGCUGUAAGGAGCUCCUUAUUUUUAUUAGAUUUUUUCUUUCUGUCUCAAAGAGGAAUUUGUAUACGAAAUAAAUGAAAUGUAAAGAAAAGAAACCACUGAGUUUUUAAAAGACAUGUCUAUUAUAAAAGAUGAUGUGAUGUAAAUUUUUUUUAAUUUAAGUAAAGGAAUUUAAGGUAC